This is a messenger RNA of Talaromyces rugulosus, 1023 nucleotides long. RefSeq lists its product as uncharacterized. Gene Ontology annotation, molecular function: transcription cis-regulatory region binding; DNA-binding transcription activator activity, RNA polymerase II-specific. The transcript is spliced from 3 exons. The record is from RefSeq and is a predicted model, not a curated record. The coding region runs from base 1 to 1023 and encodes 340 amino acids. Lineage: Eukaryota; Fungi; Ascomycota; Eurotiomycetes; Eurotiales; Trichocomaceae. Gene Ontology annotation, cellular component: RNA polymerase II transcription regulator complex.
AUGGACUAUUCAUAUUUCAAUCCGCCGGCGCAGCAGCAGCAGCAGCAGCCACAUCAACAACAGCAACAACAACCAUCUUCUUAUCAUCAUCUGUUCGGUCUGCCUCCUGCCGGUACCCCUCAUCCCGAGGAGUUUGGCAGUGUGUCGCAACCUUCGAUCGAGCAGGUCGCUUUUGAUUAUAAUAACUAUGGCUCUUUCCCCUCCUCAUUCCCGGGAAUGGGCGUCGCGCCGCCACACUCCCCGCCCGAGUCGUUUACACGGAACUCGAACAAGUCGACUGACAUCAGCGACGAGUUGGUCGGAGUAGGAGGCAGAGGAGUAACUGCUGCUCAGAGCCAGGCGAUGCUAGACAAUUUCGACGAUGGGCUGGCAGACCGCAAGUCUGGUCGUAGUAGUAGCGAGGAGAAGGAGAUUCUGACGCCGGCUCAGAACCGGCGCAAGGCUCAGAACAGAGCUGCUCAGCGGGCAUUCCGCGAACGCAAGGAGCGCCACGUGCGCGAGCUCGAGCAGAAGCUCAAUGACCUCGAACAAACAUCGACAGAUUUGCACGCCGACAACGAACGCCUAAAGCGCGAGCUCGCCCGGAUCGCGACCGAAAACGAGAUCCUGCGGGCGACCGGUUCGAAGCAAAACGGAAAUAACAAUGACAACGGCGAUUCUCAUGAGAUCAACGAUCACCAUCACAAUCGUCAUCACAGUGACAAUCACACCACGACUGGACCCCUCAAGUUCUCGCCCAUUGAUGUCCAGAAAAGCAUUGCCGAUAGCAGCAAGGAUGGCAACCUGCCACAUCGCAUCGUCAUCAGUGACAAAACCGGUGAGCGGCUGCUCAAUGCCCGCGCCACCUGGGAUAUGAUACAGGACCAUUCGCUGUUUAAGCAAGGGCUUGUCGAUAUCGGCGACGUUUGUAAUCGGCUAAAAGGCUUUGAAAAGUGUGAUGGACAGGGCCCCGUCUUUGAAGAAGGAUGUGUGAGGAAAGCAAUUGAGGAGAGCGUUGGUUGUGGGAAUGAUGAGCUUAUUUGA